Moesziomyces aphidis is the source of this 1530-nucleotide messenger RNA. NCBI's taxonomy places the organism in Eukaryota, Fungi, Basidiomycota, Ustilaginomycetes, Ustilaginales, Ustilaginaceae. The record is from the annotation of a GenBank genome assembly.
AUGCUUACACGCACCGCACUGCGUCGAACGCUUCGUCUGGCUGCGGCCGCACGCGGUCGUUCGGCACCUCUGCUCGCACGCACGUACGUGCAGUCCUCGACGCUCUCGACGCCCAUCGUCGUGGGCAGCACGUCUACGACGCUGCGUAGCUUUGCCACGACGCCACGCCGACUGGCGACGGAGGUCAAGCCGUACCUGCUCGCCGAUGUGGGCGAGGGCAUCACCGAGUGCGAGAUCAUCAAGUGGUUCGUCCAGCCGGGCGCGGUGGUGCAGGAGUUCGACCCGAUCUGCGAGGUGCAGUCGGACAAGGCGUCGGUCGAAAUCACCUCCCGAUACGCCGGAACCAUCAAGCGGCUCAUGCACAAGGAGGGCGAUGUCGCCAAGGUCGGCCAUGCACUGUGCGAGAUCGAGAUGCAGUCCGACGGCGAGGCGGCGGAGAAGGAGGUGGACCAGGAGCAGGUGGAGGUCACCGGCGUGUCGAAAGAGUCCGAGUUUGGCGGCGUUGAGAUGGAGGGCUUUGUUUCGGCCGAACACAAGCAUUCGGGUGCAAGCCCAGCUGGUGGCGCGAGAGAAGUGCUGGCGACGCCCGCGGUGCGAAGGGUGUCUCGCGAACACAAGGUUGACCUCAGCCAGGUGCAGGGCACGGGUCGUGAUGGAAGGAUCACCAAAGAAGACGUGCUCAACUUUGUUCAGCGAGGUUCCCAAUCCGCGCAACCUUCUGCCUCUUCAUCCAGCCCCACCCCGAGCGCGCCGGUUUCGGCUGGUGGUACGACCGAGGUGAUCGACCUGACACCCGUGCAACGGGCCAUGUUCAAAGCCAUGACCGCCACGCUUUCCACGCCACACUUUGCCUACUCUGACGAGAUCGACGUGACCGAGCUGGACUCGGUACGCAAGAUGCUUUCCGCCUCGAUUCCCGAGCGCUACACCCAAGCCGGCGAAGCCUCGUACACCAAGCUCACCCUGCUUCCCCUGCUGGUCAAGGCGAUGAGUCUGGCGCUCAACGACCAUCCCAUGUUCAGGAGCAUCCUCAAUGCCGAUCAGAAACUCGUGCGUCGUUCGUCACACGAUGUCUCGAUCGCUCUCACCAGCAAGGUCGGUCUGCUCACGCCCUGCAUCACCGACGUCCAGACCAAGUCGAUCUACGAUCUUUCUGGAUUCAUCACGCGUCUUCAGAACCUCGCUGCCUCGCCAAAAGGACUUGCACCCGCAGAUCUGAAGCCAACAGGCACCAUCACUCUCAGCAACGUCGGCGCCGUCGGCGGCGGAACAUACACACAUCCUCUCUUGCCCCCCACGGGUCAACUCGCCAUCGGCGCCCUCGGAAGAAGCAGAAUCCUGCCGCGCUUUGCGUCCGAAAUCCCUUCGCUCAACUGCAACGACCCCGACAAGAUCGUCCGACGCCUCAUCAUGUCCGUCUCCUUCACUGGCGACCAUAGGGUCGUCGAGGGCGCCGACCUCGCGCGCCUCGUCAAUCGCUGGAAGCAGCUCGUCGAAAACCCUUCCCUCUGGCUCGGCCUCUUGGCCUGA